Molecule: messenger RNA, 661 nt
Organism: Cervus elaphus (red deer)
Lineage: Eukaryota; Metazoa; Chordata; Mammalia; Artiodactyla; Cervidae
Product: prefoldin subunit 4
Exons: 1
Coding region: 1-405 (134 amino acids)
Biological process (GO): protein folding
Cellular component (GO): cytoplasm; prefoldin complex
Source: RefSeq, a predicted model, not a curated record
AUGGCGGCCACCAUGAAGAAGGCGGCUGCAGAAGAUGUCAAUGUCACUUUUGAAGAUCAACAAAAGAUAAACAAAUUUGCACGGAAUACAAGUAGAAUCACAGAGCUGAAGGAAGAAAUAGAAGUAAAAAAGAAACAACUACAAAACUUAGAAGAUGCCUGUGAGGACAUCAUGCUUGCAGAUGAUGACUGCUUAAUGAUACCUUAUCAGAUCGGCGAUGUUUUCAUUAGUCAUUCUCAAGAAGAAACACAAGAAAUGUUAGAAGAAGCCAAGAAAAAUUUGCAAGAAGAAAUUGACGCCUUAGAAUCCAGAGUGGAAUCAAUUCAGCGGGUGUUAGCAGAUUUGAAAGUUCAGUUAUAUGCAAAAUUUGGGAGUAACAUAAACCUUGAAGCUGAUGAAAGUUAAACAUUUUAUAAAUUUUUUUUAAUUUGUUUAAUAAACUUGGAAUAUUGUUUAAAAUGAUAAUUUCCCUUCUUCAAAUGAAAUGGAAAGCAAAACUUUUUUUAAAUUUUUCAUUUAUUUAAUGGAAACUUGCCUAUUUUCACGUCUUGCUUAUUUAUUUUAUAUUUUUAAAAGAAGACAGUAUUCAUCUAUGUAUUUUGCAUAACAAUUAUAUCAAGUGUAGGGGCUUUAUGUCAUGUUAUUAAAAUCAGUUAAGCAA